Dovyalis caffra is the source of this 2223-nucleotide messenger RNA. The record is from the annotation of a GenBank genome assembly. NCBI's taxonomy places the organism in Eukaryota, Viridiplantae, Streptophyta, Magnoliopsida, Malpighiales, Salicaceae.
AUGACAAGAACACUGCAGAGGAUAUUUCACUUUCUCAUUCUCUCUUCUGCUCUUGUGGUAAUCGCUGCACAGACAGAAGCGGAAACAUUGCUAAACUGGAAAAAUAGUUUAAACGUCCCAACUCUUCCUUCAUGGACUCUCAAUAGCAGCAGUAGCCCAUGCAAGUGGACAGGAAUUCGGUGCAAUGAAGCGGGAAGCAUUAUUGAGAUAAAUCUCAAGUACUCGGGCCUGGAUGGAACUCUUGACAGGUUUGACUUCUCAUCAUUUCCUAACCUUACUUCCCUCAAUCUCAAUUUGAACAAUCUCGUAGGAGAUAUCCCAGCUGGAAUUGGGAAUGCCACAAAACUCAUUUCACUUGAUCUCAGUAGCAACAAUUUCACCAAUCCAAUGCCUCCAGAAAUUGGAAACCUCAAAGACCUUCAAGUUCUUCGUCUCUACAACAACUCACUCACAGGCCCAAUUCCACAUCAGCUUAGCAACCUACAAAAGAUGUGGCUUCUCGAUCUCACUGCAAACUACCUAAAAGAUCCUGACCCUGUUCAAUUUAAGGGUAUGGCAUCUUUAACAGAGCUACGGCUCUCCUAUAUCCUUUUGGAGGCAGUUCCUGCAUUCAUCGCUGAGUGCCCAAACCUGAUAUUUCUUGAUCUUUCUGAUAAUCUAAUCACAGGUCAGAUUCCUAUGCCAUUACUAUCUCGUUUGAAAAGAGUUGAAUUCCUGAACUUGACAAAGAAUUCAGUUGAAGGACCUCUUCCCACAGAUAUAGGAAAUUUUAGAAAUCUUCGACACCUGAGGCUUGGAAUGAACAAGCUGAAUGGUACGAUACCAUUUGAAAUUGGGCUGCUCUCAAACCUUGAAGUGCUUGAAUUGCAUGAAAAUGGGUUUGAUGGUCCAAUGCCCUCUUCAGUUGGGAAUCUCAGGAAGCUUCGAAAUUUAAACCUCAGAUUAUCAGGCCUGAAUUCCAGCAUCCCAGAAGAACUUGGUUUGUGCACCAACCUCACUUACCUUGAGCUAUCAUCCAACAGCCUAAUAGGCUCAUUGCCUCUUUCCAUGGCCUCAUUAACACAAAUUAGAGAGUUGGGAAUUUCUGAUAAUAAACUAUCAGGAAAUAUCCAUCCAUCUCUCUUAUCCAAUUGGUCAGAGCUUAAUUCUUUGCAACUCCAAAGGAAUAAUUUUUCUGGAACAGUUCCACCUCAAAUAGGAACUCUCCAUCAGCUCAAGCUUCUGUAUCUUUUUCAGAAUCGAUUAUCAGGUCCCGUACCACCAGAAAUAGGAAAUUUGUCGAAUUUGAUAGAGCUUCAAUUGGCCAACAACUUUUUCAUUGGUUCCAUCCCUCCAACUAUUGGAAAUUUGUCAAGUCUCACCAAAUUAAGUCUUUCUUAUAACAAGCUCAAUGGAACACUUCCUCCUGAAUUAGGUAAAAUCAAAAGCUUAGAAGAGCUUGACCUGAGUGAAAAUGACCUGCAAGGAACCUUGCCUUCGUCAAUAACUGGCUUGAGAAACCUCAAUUUAUUUUAUGUCGCUUCCAACAAUUUCUCAGGAAGCAUUCCUGAACAUUUUGGCCCAGAUUUCUUGAGAAAUGCAACCUUCUCCUACAACAAUUUUUCAGGAAAGCUUCCUCCAGGAAUUUGGCAUGAUAUUCCCUUUUCAAACAUUUUGGACGAGAGGCUUACACCUCCAGUUGGUCCUAUUGUGCAAGAACUGGUUUUAGCAACAGCCCUCGCAUUGUUAUGUGUAAAGGAAAAUCCCGUAUCCCGGCCAACAAUGUAUCAAGUUUCCAGCGAACUAUCAGCAAGUACAUGCCUACAUGUCCCUGCACCUCUCCGCCUCCUCACAUUGCAAAAUUUGAUGAAUAUGUUGAAGGAUCAAGCAUCCUCUCUCACUUAUUAUGUAAACGGCAAAAAACAAAGACGUACUUGUGAGGACGAAAUUAGAGCAACAUUGAGUAGCAAAGAAAGGGUUGAUGACGAUGUUAUUACCGACCCAAAACGGGACAUUAAUGGACAUGUUUCUGAAAAUAUGAAGCCAUCUUUUACUGGCAAAGAAGAGGCUCUUGCUGAUGUAAAAGAGGAACUAGCUAAGCCAAGCUGCCUGGUGUUGAAAAGAAAAGGCGGAAUGCAGAAAAAGCUACCAUUAAAGGUGAGGUGGAAUGAUCAAGUUGGAAAAGCACUAGCUGAUCAUAUCGUUGAGGAAGAAGAGGGAGAAGAAGACAAUGUCAGUAUGUAA